CUUUUAUUGUACUUCCGGCAGAAGAUAUAAACUUCCGCCCUGCGCUCCAUCAGGUCCUUUUCUGAGACCUGAGUCAACAUGGGCCGCGUAAGGACAAAGACCGUGAAGAGAGCUUCUCGACUCAUCAUUGAGAAGUACUACACCCGACUGGGCAGCGAUUUCCACGUCAACAAGAGGGUGUGCGAGGAGAUCGCCAUCAUCCCCAGCAAGCCUCUGCGCAACAAAAUCGCAGGAUAUGUGACGCAUUUGAUGAAGAGGAUCCAGAGAGGUCCGGUCAGAGGCAUCUCCAUCAAGCUCCAGGAAGAGGAGAGAGAGAGGAGAGACAACUAUGUUCCUGAGGUCUCUGCUCUGGAUCAAGAGGUCAUUGAGGUGGAUCCUGACACCAGUGAAAUGCUGAAGAUGCUGGAUUUCGGUGGGCUCUCCACACUGCAGGUCACUCAACCAGCCGUCGGGAUGAACUUCAAAACUCCCAGAACCUAAUUACUUCCAGUUAACCAAGAAAUAAAGACUAAUUCUCAAA
Molecule: messenger RNA, 520 nt
Organism: Hemibagrus wyckioides
Lineage: Eukaryota; Metazoa; Chordata; Actinopteri; Siluriformes; Bagridae
Gene: rps17
Product: ribosomal protein S17
Exons: 5
Coding region: 79-480 (133 amino acids)
Biological process (GO): translation
Cellular component (GO): ribosome
Molecular function (GO): structural constituent of ribosome
Source: RefSeq, a predicted model, not a curated record